Ceratitis capitata (Mediterranean fruit fly) is the source of this 1614-nucleotide messenger RNA. Its product is annotated as mitogen-activated protein kinase 14A. The record is from RefSeq and is a predicted model, not a curated record. Lineage: Eukaryota; Metazoa; Arthropoda; Insecta; Diptera; Tephritidae. The coding region runs from base 434 to 1522 and encodes 362 amino acids. Gene Ontology annotation, molecular function: MAP kinase activity; ATP binding. Gene Ontology annotation, cellular component: nucleus; cytoplasm. The transcript is spliced from 2 exons. Gene Ontology annotation, biological process: protein phosphorylation; intracellular signal transduction.
AAAUUUGACAGAUCUGUUAAGUACAGCUACAUAUAUACAUAAAUUAGCAGUAAUUCAGGACUGUCGUUUUACUUUUAAGUUGUUCUAUAUACAUUUUUCUCGUACCUAUAUGCAGCCACUGUACACUUGUUUAAUUAAUUUCGAUUAACGGCAACACUGUAUUAUAUGGCGAUUAUAAAAAUAAAUACACUUGUUAUAAGUCAUCCAAAACGCUAGCAAUUUUAACAGUUUAUUAAAGCCUCCAGGUUUAAAUUUUAUAUGGAUUAUAGGCAUUUGUACUAUUACCAACGCAGUAUUUCCCAACGUAUAAAACUUGUACACACAAACGUAUGCACACAAAUACAUACAGAAAUACUUACAUACCUACAUAUAUGCAUAAUACCAUAUUAUACAAAAUAAAUUGUUAAUCAGUACCAUCGCAGUAUCAGCAAAAAUGAAGUUUUAUAAAUUCGAUUAUAACCGCACAGAGUGGGAGAUACCAGAAAUUUAUCAAAAAGCGCAACCAGUUGGUUCUGGCGCAUAUGGGCAAGUGAUUAAAGCGCUUGUCGAAGGUACAAAUACGUAUGUAGCCAUUAAAAAACUGACCCGUCCCUUUCAGUCGGCAGUACAUGCCAAACGUACUUAUCGUGAAUUACGUUUAUUAAAGCAUAUGGACCACGACAAUGUUAUUGGCUUACUAGACGUAUUCCAUCCUCACGGUAAAGACGUAACGGUCGAAACAUUUGAACAAGUUUAUUUAGUAACACAAUUUAUGGAUGCCGAUUUAAAUAAUAUCAUAAGAACUCAGCGUCUCUCAGAUGGUCACGUCCAAUUAUUAGUGUAUCAAAUACUUCGUGGUCUCAAAUAUAUCCAUAGUGCCGGCGUUAUACAUCGUGAUCUGAAGCCGUCCAACAUAGCUGUAAAUGAAGAUUGUGAGCUACGUAUACUGGACUUUGGUCUAGCACGUCCAACAGAAAGUGAAAUGACUGGUUAUGUGGCGACAAGAUGGUAUCGAGCUCCAGAAAUUAUGUUAAAUUGGAUGCAUUACAACCAAACGGUUGAUAUUUGGUCAGUUGGCUGUAUAAUGGCAGAGCUACUUACGGGGCGUACUUUAUUUCCCGGCACUGAUCAUAUAAAUCAGCUAAAUCUUAUUAUGGAAAUUUUAGGCACUCCUCCUGAUGAUUUCAUGAAAAAAAUUUCAUCAGAAAGUGCACGAAAUUAUAUAAAAUCUUUACCGCCCAUGAAAAGAAGUAACUUUAAAGAUAUUUUUAAAGGUGCUAAUCCGCUUGCUAUUGACUUGCUGGAGCAAAUGCUAGAGUUAGAUUCAGAAAAACGUAUUACUGCAGAGCAAGCACUGGCACAUCCAUAUAUGGAAAAGUACUCGGAACCAAGUGAUGAACAAACUUCGCCAUUAUAUGAUCAAAGUUUUGAGGAUAUGGAGAUGUCAGUAGAAAAAUGGAAGGAAUUAGUAUUCAAAGAGGUUAUAAACUUCAAUCCACCUCCAUCAUUUACCAAAAUACUGGAGCAAAGUCAGAAGACAUAAAAAGAGGCUGUGCAGUAACCAACAUACACGUAUAUGUAAUUAAAAGCGGCAAACGAUAGAAAUAUAUAUUAAUCAUCACACAGUAUACUUUA